Molecule: messenger RNA, 15396 nt
Organism: Caenorhabditis auriculariae
Lineage: Eukaryota; Metazoa; Nematoda; Chromadorea; Rhabditida; Rhabditidae
Source: the annotation of a GenBank genome assembly
AUGCUGCAACAGCCGGUGCCCGAACUCCGAAGCUUCCAGUCUCUGUCCAAGUAUGCUGGCGGACCGAGGUAUCAUUUUCGAAUCAAAUCUGAUCGAUUGACUUCCAGCGCAGUAGAGUCAUAUUUACGAUAAACGCAAAAAGUUAACCUCAAAUCAUGUUUGGUUAUCGUUUCGUCCUGAUCCGUCAGUUAUUCAGAAGAGCAAAUGGCUUCCUAAUCCUUCGAAAUUUCCUCUUAUGAAUUUAUUUCUGAAUUUAUGCCAAAGAUUUGUAUCAUAGAACAGUGAGAGUACCCUUUUUCGAGUGUAAAAUUUUCCAUAACUUUAUUAUUCUAAGAAAAGAAAAAUAUUCUGGUCGAAAUUUCCAACUUUUUAUUAUUAGGUAUUCAGCUAUUAGCUGUGUGUGUCUAACUGAAACGGAGAAGUAUCCGCAUUUGUUGAAUUUUUUUACAUCGAGAUGCUUCGAAUAAGUUAUUUUAAAACAGAAAACCGGAAAAAACCUCGUAAAACAUGGCAGUCUAAGGCAAACUGAACACGUUUCAAAGUUUUGAAGCUAGCAGCUGUUUCUUUUUUUUUGUUGGAGGAAAUGGAGACUGAGCUUUGAAAGCCGUUGUCUUUCACUUUACUUACUCUGAAGCUUCGAACAGCUCAAGCUAACGUGUAUUUAUCCUUUCUAAAAUGGAGUCUGCAGGUCAGUUCUUGGUCGGCGGACAUCGAGCGCAGCAGCGGUGGCCCGGCGGCAGUCCCAGUCGCAGGCUAAACGUCGAUUCGAUGAUAUCGAGGUAAUCUCGAAAUGAUGAUAAUAUAAUCGACUGAUGAGUAAUGCUUUUUGGAAAAAGUAUCGUCUCUUUCUAUAUUUUUACUCUGCUUAAACUCAGAAAAGAACCUUUCUAUAGUCAAUUUUAGAUUCCUAUAUUUUUCCAUUUUCUAUUAAAAGUUUAAAAGUUUUCUUUAGCCCUUGAUAUCAUUGAACCUCCCCAUCAUAGAUAUUUUUCAAAGAAAAAUUUUCUCUCUCAAGUUGAUUUUUUAUAGAUGAUUACUGAUCUUUUUUUGUAAAUAACUAUCAUACGAACCAGGCAAAAAUCCUGAACUUUCCUUUUUAACUCCGUUUUCGAUUCAAUUUUAAAGCUUUUUUUGAUUUUCCCUAACACUGCCUACAGAAAAAACCUCCCCAAAUUGUUUCAACUUUGAUAGUUGUACGUUUUUUUUGCACAAAAAGAGAUCCACCCGCACAUCGGAUGAAAAAAAUGCAUCCAAUAGCUUUAUGACCGCCGUUAAAACUUAGUCUCUGUGGUGUUCCGGUUCUUAGCGUUAAUUUUCAAACGCAAAAGCAACUUUUUCCGUUUUUUGCGCAUUGAAGGCUCUGGAAAAAAUUCGUGACACCGUGCUUUCUUGCACUGGUUUGCUGUAUUUCUUCAUAACAAUCGAAAAAAGUGCGCUGUUAAGCUCGCAGAAAACUUGCACCUUUUUGUCAUCUUUUCCUCAUGAAGUCGUUUUGAAUAUUUGUCAACCUUAGUCCCGAUGAAAUUUCGAUGAUCUAGGAAAAGUAUGAGAAAUCCAAGUUUCUAAAACUUUUUUUGAAAUCUUUCCCAGCUCUCACUUAAAGUUAGAAUUGUAGACGGUGUGAAAAAAAGAAAAAAAACUUGCAUCCCGAAUUUCUUUGAACUUUUGCUCAUUUAUUUAUUUGGUUAAAUAUGAGAAAAAAAUAAAGAUUUAAAUCCUACUUUCGUUUUUGAUGAGAAUUUCUUGGUUUUUGGAUCUCACUGCUUGACAGCUUCAAUUUAAGAUUUUAAACGAAAAUUGGAGAUUUCAGAAAGGAUCAUUAGGGCUCAAAUCUUAUCUUAGAAAAUUCAUUUACUCAAAGAUAGCUACUCAGUUUGACUUUAUCUCAUUUUUUUCAUGAAUUAAUCUCUUUUUUUAUCAAAAAAAUGUUGAAAUUUGAACCCAUCUUGCCUAUUUUUUCAAAAAGCUCUAAGGCCACAAAGACCAAGAUUUUUCCUUGUCCUUCUUGUUGCGUUUUUUUCCGCAACAGAUUGUUUAUAAACUCUUGAAAGAAUGUCCUAAAGAUCAACAUUCUUUUUAGACUCCAACAAUUUAUCGUUUUUCGGUUAGUUUUUCAAAUCCGCAUGUAAUCCAUCAAUUUUAAAAAACGCCGAAGAACAAAAUCAUUUUGGGUUUUUUUUUCUGUUCCUGAAGAUGUUGCGUUUUUUCGUCUUUGAAGACUUUUCGAACUAAUUGUUUAUAAAUUGCGGCGGCGGGGGACGACUAUGACCAAGAGACCAGUGAAAAAUGCUCAGGAAAAGAGGGCGGCGUUCAGACAAUUUUCCGGCCUCGGAAUUCGUGUCUUGUUUCUUGUCUUCUCCCUCCAAUUACUAGCCAACUUUUCCUUUUUUUUCUCUUUUAUGAAAUCAAGCUUUUCCAGGCGCUCGGCUCAGCAGACGGCUCCAAAGAAACUCUGCAGCUUUCGGAGCACGGCCGGGUAAGUCAGCCUAUCAUGGUUUGAAUAGUUGAAGACCUCCGGUUUCCUUGCCUUUAUGGUGCACGCAAACGAGCUCGGCGAAUUGUCAUUCUCUCAACUUUUGCACUUUUUCCUUUUUUUCGUUUUUGGGGUUCAUCAUUGAGAUUGGAAUUCUCUUCAGUGAAGGUUUCGGGAUGUUCGAAACCACAAAUAUUUCUUUCUAUAAAGGGUAUGUUAAUCAGAUGAGAGAAUAAUGCGUUGGGUUUCUAAAAAUGUUUUAAUCAUUUUGAGUGAAUUAUUUUACAGCCUUGUAACGAAAAAAACAGUGAUCAUUUUUGAAGAUUCUGCCUGUAAAUAAAUAAAUCAAGAUCAGGAAAUUCUGUUUCUUUUCAGGAUGAGUCAAUUGAAAAAUUUUUUAUUGUUUUAUGGGGAAUGUCUUUUUUUCGAUAAGCAUGAAAAAGUUUCCAUAUACGUUCUGCUGAUCCCUUUUUUAAAUUUAGGCAUUUCUUGAAUACUCUAAAACGUAAUAUCCGAACAAACAGGGAAAGAAAACAGGAGUCUUUUCGCCUAAAAAGUUUUCUAAAAAGCAUUUGAUGGUUUUUGUCAAAAUUGAAGUCGGAGAAAAGAGGGAACCAAAAAAAAAUUCGCAUUAGAAAAUAUACAUAUUUUCUUUCCUUUUUGAUAAUAAUCGGAAACCUUCAGAAAAAGUUGAAUGAAAACUCGAUGAGACAUGGAAAUGACUUUGUGAACUUCUUAAUCAGUUCAAUUAAUCAGGUUGAUUGUCUAGUGACUGGCUAGACUUAACAAUGAAAUAAAAAAAAAGUGAAUCUGUAAGAAUUUUUUUCACUGUAAAGUUUAGUCAGACACGGAAAUGAAAAACAUUUUUUUAGCACCAGAAAAUCAACUAAUCCCUUUGUUUCAACGAACAGUAAUUUAAACUUUAUCAAAAAAAGUCGAACUUCUCAUCUAAGUUUCAUCAAUUAGGCUAAUGAAUCAGAUGAAUUGAUAAUUCAAAACCUUUUUUUCUUGAGCUUGUGAGCUCAAAAAAGGUGCAAUGAUUUCGUAAUGGAAGAAAAGUGAGAGAACUGCUAUGGGAUAAUGGCAGCAAAAAGCGUUCCACUGAGCGAAAAAUUAUUUUCUCCUCGUUGGAACCUGCAAAUUGAGCUUUCACAACAAUAUUUCACAACCUGGGCUCCUAGUUACCAAGCUAAACAAUAGAUACUAGAAGAUUCAUUGAUGAAAGUAAGGUUUUUGCAGAUAGCCUCCUCUUCGGAGGCUUCACCUGCGAGGUGGGAAGGUCGGCAGAUCGAGUGGUGCGAAGAAGAUCAAGUCGACGAGGCCAAUGACUUGCCUUACCCUGGGUUAGCAACAUUUUUUUUUUCUGUCUUUCUUUCAUAUGAACCAUUUUUCGUCUUAUUCCAACUUUAUCUUGAAAACAUAGAUGUCGAAAACUGACGGAAUGUUUUAGAGAACAAUGAGAAAAAAACUACAAAUUCGAUCUUUGAGUGUUUUUCAGAGAUAGCCAUGAUAUUUUUAUCUAACUGUUUCCUCGUUUAUAUUUUUUUUUACCUUGACUUUCUUAGUUCUCUUCCUCCACGCCACAGACGUCUGUGAGCGAACAAUAAACAUUUCAUUUCAUUUUGAACCUCUCAUCAAAACAAAAAGUAUUACAGAUUUGCUGAGCCAGCUUUUCGAUGUCUUCGGCAAGCGAAACCGCCACGAAAAUGGGCUUUAGCGAUGGUUAUGAGCCCUUGGUUCGACCGGAUAACCAUGGCCGUCAUUCUUCUCAAUUGCGUUACAUUAGGUGAGAAUAGUGCAAAUACUGUGAGAAUAAAGAAAAUAAGAGACUGAUUUCCUUCGAAUCAUCUUUAAAAUUAAAAAAAUCUAGAUGCAAUCUUUUACAUCCUAACCGCAGAACCAGAAGUCCUAAGGAUACUUCUGGCGCCUUGAAAUUUUUGAGAGAGAGAAAGAGCUGUACCAUACGUCUUCUCAUAUAGAAUCUCCUUGAAUCCCAACAAAUAUGAUGAGGCAGAACUGAUGAGUUUCCAGGAAUGUACCGCCCUUGUGAAGACGGACCAGACUGUUCAACGUACCGAUGUCGAAUCCUCGAUUUGAUAGACAAUUGCAUCUUCGUCUACUUUGCUUUUGAAAUGGUCAUUUUGUGAUGCUUUUUUCUCUUAGAUUUCUUCGGUCUGCUUACAAAAUAUACGGAAAAAUUUUUAUUUCAUUAUGAGAUAGAAAUAAGCUGCACAUGAAAAUCUUUAAAAAUUUCUAAAAGCUUGAUUGAUCGAAAAUUUCAGGUUAUCAAAAUCGUAGCGUUGGGUUUUUACGGGCCAGCGGCUUACAUGUCAGACACAUGGAAUCGUCUCGACUUUUUCAUUGUCAUGGCGGGGUAAUUUCUUUCCAUUCCUACAAGAAGUUUGCAUGGAGACGCGUUGCGGUCGCGCAGCGACUCAUAAUAUCGACGCUAGAUUAUGCGCCUUUAAUGCCGAUACGGUUUGAACCAUUCUUAGUGCGACCAAUUUGUUAAAAUUCGAGAUAAUCGCUUUUUAUAGUGUGUGUGCCACGACUUGAAAUUUCACGGAACGACAUUCCGCUGUUGCGAUGCGUGUGUUCGCGAAGCGUCUUUCCAAUAGAGGUCACGCUUCACAUUGAUUGUUAUUGCUGUGGUAGCACAGGAAAUUGGAGUACCUUAAUAAAAGAAAAAAUUAAAACGCGACCAAGGUUCGCAAUGACGCGCAGCGGCACAGCGGAAUGUCGUUUGGUGGAAUUCCAAGUCGUGGUACACAUGCUAUAAUAGUAAUUAUUUUAUUCAAAAUCAACUAUUAUCUUCAGAAUAGCCGAGUUCGUCCUACACGAAUACUUGGGCGGAAACAUUAACUUGACAGCGAUAAGAACGGUCCGAGUUUUGCGACCAUUAAGGGCAGUAAAUCGAAUACCAUCAAUGCGGAUACUGGGUAAAAAUCCUCCUUUUCGGAAAAUUAAACUUAAAAAACUUUUAGUAAAUCUCUUACUCGACACGUUACCAAUGCUGGGUAACGUGCUACUUCUAUGUUUUUUUGUCUUUUUUAUCUUUGGUAUUGUUGGCGUGCAAUUAUGGGCGGGUCUUUUACGGUGAGUUUUCUGAAAACUUAUAAUUUUUCAACAAAGAUUUCAGGAAUCGUUGUGUCAUAAAUUUGCCAAAAAGUAUAUCCGAAAAUCAAAGUACAUUAUUCAAUAAUGUCAAAUUAACUAGGUGAGAAAAAAAUAUUUCUUUUUUCAAAAAGGAAGUUGAUUUCAGAUUCUAUAUACCUGAGGAUACCUCGUUAGAAUAUAUUUGUAGUCAAGCUGAUGCCAACGGGUUGCACACUUGUACAAACUUACCGCCGUAUACCGUCAAUGGAAUCAAGUUUGUUGAUUUUUUUAUAGUGAUUACAUCAAUCUCCUAAUUCAAAGUAAUAAGUUUAUUUACUUCAUUUCAAUCGAUAAAAAAGAGUAAAAUGAAAAAAUAAAUUUUUAUAGCCGUUAACCGGAAAAAAAUAUUUAACGACUAUAAUUUAACCCCUAAAAAAACAGCAACAAAAAUCAUUUGAAAACCCCUUAAGGUGCAACUUGACGAUUGACGAUCACGACAAGGUGUCAAACGAGUCAUGUAUCAAUUGGAACAUUUACUACAACGAGUGUCAAGUGAAAAUCAUUCAGAUCUAACAAAAAAUAAAGGAUAUUUUAUUUCAGGUGAUGCAACGAAACCCAUUUCAAGGAUCAGUAUCGUUCGACAAUAUCGGUUUCGCAUGGGUCGCUAUUUUUUUGGUAUUUUUCAUUGAAAUUUUCGAUGAUUUUUCAAUUAUUGUAGGUGAUAUCACUUGAGGGAUGGACGGAUAUUAUGUAUUAUGUACAGGACGCCCAUUCGUUUUGGAAUUGGAUCUACUUUGUUCUUCUCAUUGUUGUGAGUGGUACAUUUGUAUUUUUUCGGCAUUGUUGCUUAUUUUCAAAAAAAAGUUGCACUUGGAAUAACUUAGCAAGUGAGAAGCUAAUCUCAUAUAAGAUUACAUUGAUAAUAUUUAACGCAACCGACUUUAAAACGACUUGCGCGUUAAACAUCGAAAUAAACCGCUCAAUGAAGGAUUGACGUAGCAGAUAGUUUGGGCCAUUCCAAGUGCGGCAAAAUUGAAAACUCAUUUUUUCUUCAGAUUGGCGCAUUUUUUAUGAUCAACUUGUGUCUUGUCGUUAUCGCCACGCAGUUUGCUGAAACGAAACGAAGAGAAACGGAAAGAAUGUUACAAGAAAGGAAGCGGUUACAAACUCAAGACUCGAUGUGUGAGUGGAUUUCUUGGUAGUUAGAAGGGCCAUUAAACUAUAUUUUAAUACUGGAUAUUUCAAAGGACAUAGAAGAGUUUUAAAAAAUAUAAGCUUUCACCAUAUUGAUCAUCGAAUAACUCUUGAACAAACUUUUUGGGCGGUCCAUUUGCCCAAUUUUUCUGUAAUUUCAAUUGUAAUCCCAAUCCUGCAAAAACGUAUUUAGUUAUCUCUUAAUUUUGUUCAGUUAGUCAAUAUAAUUAUGAAUAAACUACAACUCCGGAUCUUUUGAACAUCGUAUCGAAACGAUAUAACUUUUUUUAGCCGUUGGUGGCAGCGAGAACGGAGGAGCAUCUUCAAAAGAAGAAGGCGACACCGUCUACGCCGCCAUUGUAAGAUUCAUUGGCCACACCUUUCGGAGAACAAAACGGGUGGCUAGAAAAGUGAGUUUCCUCAUAUAUAUCCUGACGUCACACAGUUUUUCAGAAGUACGAUACCUACAUGAUCGAAAGAAAGGAGCGGAAGAGAAUUGAGCAAAUUCAAAGGAGGAAGUCAAAACUUGACGACAUGGCAACAUUAUCGAGGAUAGAAGAAAAGGCUGAAGAUGAAGAAGGUUUGCAAAUCUUUUUUCAUUGAGUGAAGAUAUUUCCAGAAGAAGAGAAGGUUGAGGAUAUGACCCUACAGAAGAAGAGUCAGCGAAGGGUUGUCAUCGACGAUGAGCCUCAGAUAAAGAUCAAUGGGAGUGCGAGAGGUUUAAAUUUUCAAACUUUUUUUUUUAUCUUUUUUUACUUUCAGAAUUUGCAGGAAAUAACUAAACCAGACUGAUUUUUUCCAGGACAUUACACUAGAGCUCGCAGCGAUGACGUCACGACUACCGACGAUGAUUCUGACAGCGAUUCGAUGAACAACGACGAUGAAUGGACCGAAACAUUACCUGUGAAGGUGAAAUGCCUAUUGCCAAAAUUUAAUAAUCUAUCUUAACCUUUUUAAGGCAAAAAUAUCAACUCUAAGCUGGAUGAGACAGAAAGUGAAGAAAUUUGUGAUCUGCGAUCACUUUACUCGAGGGAUUCUAGUAGCCAUUUUAGUGAAUACCUUGAGCAUGGGUGUCGAAUAUCAUCAACAGGUUAUUUCUACAAUCAAGUUUUCCAUCAAAAACAAUUUUAUUUUCCAGCCGGAAAUCCUCACAACUAUUCUGGAAUAUUCCAACUUGUUCUUCACUGCUUUGUUCGCCUUGGAAAUGUUGUUGAAGAUUAUAGCUGACGGUUUUUUUGGGUACCUUGCGGACGGCUUCAAUCUUUUCGAUGGUGGAAUCGUCGCUUUGAGGUGUGAUCCUUAAAAUGUAUCCUGUUUAGAGUCUUAUUUCCAAUUUUAAAAUUGUCGUGGUAAAACGUUUUGGCGUAUUUUUGAUGCGGAAAACUGGUUUUUUUGAAAAAUAAUUGAAAAUUUCAAUUUUUUUGUGGCCAAUUGUAACUAUCAGGUCUCAUUUGUCUCUCACUUAUUCGGUGUUGAGCCAUUCCAAACGCGGUCGCAUAGUAUCUUUCACCUUUUUUUUCGUUUCCAGUGUCCUCGAACUGUUCCAAGAAGGAAAAGGCGGUCUCUCAGUCCUGCGAACUUUUCGGCUCCUCAGAAUUCUGAAACUCGUCCGAUUCAUGCCAGCUCUCCGAUAUCAACUCGUGGUCAUGCUGAGGACCAUGGACAACGUCACCGUCUUUUUUGGUCUUCUUGUUCUUUUCAUCUUCAUCUUCAGGUGAACCAUUUCAAUCUCUUAUUUCCCUGCGCACUUUCCUACACUAACAAAACAAUCCACUUCUACUUUAACUCUCACCCAAACUUGACUAUUUACAGUAUCCUUGGCAUGAACCUGUUUGGCUGCAAGUUUUGCAAAGUUGAAGAAAAAUACCUUGGCGGGUUUGCAAAAAAGUGCGAGCGGAAGAACUUUGACACGCUUCUAUGGGCUCUCAUCACUGUGUUUCAGGUAAAAGGGAUUUUUUUCUGGUUUUCUUGAAGGAAACUGAUGAAUUCAAGCAUGUUGUGGCAUGGGUGUUGUGAUGGGUGUUGUGAUGGGUGUUGAAUAGAGUUGUUAGAGAUAAGUGUUGAACGCACUUUUUGUUGAGAAUGACUGAAAUGUCAAUUUCCUAAGCAAUCUUUGUUAAAAAUCUUUUAGAUAUAAGAAGUUCUUUUUUUUCAAAUUUCAAUUUUUGGCUGACUGAAGUCAUAAUUUCGUCAAGUGUAGAUUUGUUCUAAGUUGAAAAUUCCUCGGUCGCAAGUAGAAUGGCUAAACGCGUAACGGCUGCUUUAAAACUAUUUGUAAUUUUCAUGAUUCACCGCUAAUUCAGUCAAGUUGCUCCGGAACUUUUUCAAAAUUUUAUUUCGUUCCAUGCUAUUGAAUUUAAUUUUGCGCCUUUCCAAUUUUGAAACCAAGUUUCCUAUUGUGGUUUGUGUUGUCAAGACAUCGUGGUAGUGUUUUCAGUGUGCUUGGAAUGUUAAUGUUCGGCUGCAAGUUCUGCAACGACCCCGAAACGGCUCUACAGUGCUCAAAAGAGCAAGUUUUGGGCGGGGGAUGUGACUGCGAUAGAAUGAAUUUCGAUACGUUCAUUCACGCUACGUUGACUGUUUUCCAGGUUUUUUUAAAUUGAUGUCGUUUGAGAUUGAUUUUGUAUAGAAAUGAGUACAUUUUUUUAACGAUCUUGCUGAUGAGUUUAAAGUCAUUUGUAGGAAUUUAUGACCAUUAAAAACUUUUGGGUUCAAUACUGGUUCUUUGAAAAGCGAGAGAGUUUGUGUGAAUUUGUGAAAGACAGGUUGAAUAGUUGUUUCGGAAUGGUUUUGGUGAUUGUCAAUGUUUUCUUGUCUCUCAGUAAUUGAUGUGCUUACAUAAAGAGUCCAAGAUAUCUCUCAGUUUUCAGAAUCAGUUUAGUUUAUUUUUGCCUCAAAUACUUUUUCAGAUUCUUACCCAAGAAGAUUGGAACAUGGUAUUGUUCAACGGAAUGGCUCAAACCAACCCUUGGGCGGCUUUGUAUUUCGUGGCUCUGAUGACUUUUGGAAACUACGUUCUGUUCAAUCUACUGGUAGCUAUCUUGGUUGAGGGUUUUCAAGAGAGCAAAGAAGAGGAAAAACGGCAAUUGGUCAGUUACAAAAAGUUUUCGGAAAAUUUUCAAAAAUUUCAUGAAAAAAUUCUUUUCUACUUUUUAUAAAGUGCUUUUUUCGUUGAAAACUCAUAAAAACCUCCAUUGGAGCAAUUGAUGAGCUUAUGCGAAUAUUGGUGUACAGUUCAAAAAUGAUUCUAGGAAGAAGAGACCAGAAAGAAAGCAGUAGAGGAGGAGGACGAACGAAAAAGAGAACUCGAGCUUCUAAUAGCCAAGUCAACGUCUCCGGCCUUCAACAAUGGCGCACCUCCUCCAGCUUGCACCUGUACUCAUCCGACGUCUCCCCAGAACGGGAAACAACUUGCAAUCACUUAUAAUGAGGUCUGAUAAGCUUUUCAAUCAAAUAAAUCGAUAUUAUUCCAGGACGCUGCCCAAAGAGCCGCACAACAAAACCAAGUUCGGAAAAACGCCACUGACGACGACCUGAUGCCAAGAAGGACUUUGACUAUUCCAAAUCCUGAACGACGACUUUUUGCGAGACAUUCUUCACCUUUUGCUAACACGAUGGAGAAUCGAGAAGAAGCCAACCAAUCAAGGCUCAACCGACACGCUUCCUUGGUCCUACCCGUUCAGAACGGAGGUCCUUACCGAAGGCAACGGGUUCAUAGUUGGGGAGGACUUUGUCAUCAUUUCAACCCCAGUUGUCCCGUUCACGGAAGAAGAGCUCUUAUUGAGACCUACGCCAGAGAAAAGUUUCUUGAGGUUAGUUUCAAAAGGAAUAGUUGACUUCUAGAUGUAUUUUUGGGCAUUAUCGAAACUGAAUUUCAAAUUUCGAAUGUUUUUAUUUAUGGUCUCAAGCAGGCAGGCCCCUUUCUGAUGUUAAAAAAUGUUAUAUUUCAAAAAGUUUCUUUCACAUAAAUUUUCUUCACGUUUUCUGUCUGUUCCAGUUUUUCAUCGGCCCGAAAAAAAUUCAAGUUCUUCUUUCAAAUUUGUUUCUCCUUCUCUCAUAAUUAAGAAUCAUCCAUGAAACUGUAAAAAUGUUCAUAUUCAAUUGCAGGCCAGCCAAGAACUGAAACAAGCCCUGGCCGAAGAAGAACGACGAAAUGAAGCCAAGCAAAACACCUUUUGCCGUAAACUGUUCAAGAAGACGUGUCUUUUUGGAAGAACUGAGUAUUCCUUGUUUCUUCUCGGACCGAAAAAUCCUCUCCGAAUUCGGUUUUAUAAAUAUACCGAGUUCAUUUCAUAAUUCCACAUUUCAGAUGUCUUCAUACUGUUCAAAAGAAAUGGUUCGACUAUACGAUUUUAUUCUUCAUCGGCAUCAAUUGCAUCACUCUGGCAAUGGAAAGACCGACGAUUCCUCCGGACAGCUUCGAAAGAAAGUUUCUGGACGUUUCUGGCUACAUUUUCACUAUCAUUUUCACCUGUGAAAUGAUGAUGAAGGUUAGAAAACAAUAUACUUUUUGAAUAUUUGAUUUUUGAAGGUCAUUGCCAGCGGUUGCUUCAUAGGGCAUGCAGCUUAUUUUAAAGAUGGUUGGAAUAUUCUCGACGGGAUCCUCGUCAUCAUCUCUCUCAUCAACAUCAUUUUUGAGCUUUUUGCUACUGGAGGUACUAAAAAAUGGGAAUAAUUUUUUUGUAAGAAAGAUCUUGUUAUAGACUCCCCCAAAAUAUUCGGCGUCAUACGAGUUUUGCGACUUUUGCGAGCUCUGAGACCUCUUCGAGUUAUCAAUCGAGCUCCUGGAGUGAAGCUGGUGGUCAUGACCUUAAUAUCAAGGUAUGAUGAAGAAUCUGCAAAAGCCUGCGAUUUAGACCUGUAUAAGAAGAUUUUACAUUCAAAGCUUGGAAAUUUUUCAAAUUAUGGCUGAAGUUUUUUAAUAAGGGUUCUGGCAGUUCAAAAAAAGUCGGCGGAGUUUUUUUUCGAACUCAGCGAUACUUGAUGAAAUUUUUUUCACAGUUUAGAAGAAUAGGUUUUCAAUCAAGUUUAAAUUAAUCCAAGCUUCAUGCAAUCAUUUUUUUGAAAGAUUCAUCCAAUCCAAAACUAUUUGGGCUUGUAGCCCUAUAGUUACAAGAUUUUCUCAGUAUUUGGUUAAUGCAGGGAAAAGAUAACUCUUUCUUAUUUUUUUAUUCCAGUCUGAAACCUAUCGGCAACAUCGUUCUCAUCUGUUGCACUUUUUUCAUCAUCUUCGGAAUUCUUGGGGUCCAGCUUUUCAAGGUAAAAUUCUCAUUUACCUUCUUUUCCAUCAAGUUUCAACCCCUCAGGGCAUGAUGUACCACUGUGUGGGACCAGAAGUUGGAAACGUCACGACUCGAGGCAACUGCUUGGAAGAUCAGAGGAAUAAAUGGGUUAACCAUCGGUACAAUUUCGACAAUUUGGGACAGGUAAUUUGAUUAUUUUUUAACUGAGAAAUGGAUUUGAAUCUUUCCAGGCUCUGAUGUCACUUUUCGUUCUUUCCAGUAAAGACGGUUGGGUAUCGAUUAUGUACCAAGGAAUUGAUGCAGUUGGAGUUGACAUGCAGGUGAUUGAACUAAAAAAAUGCCCUUUAUUAUUUUCCGAUAUAAGGCACCUUGAUUGGCUCAAAAACGUCCGUUUUGAGUUUUAGAGCCCCAAAAAUAUGAGAUUAUAAUGAGAAAUCAUCCAUUUCCAGCCGAUCGAGAAUUACAAUGAAUGGAGGAUGAUCUACUUCAUUUCAUUCUUGCUCCUUGUCGGAUUCUUCGUUCUGAACAUGUUUGUCGGAGUCGUUGUUGAAAACUUUCACAAAUGCAAAGAAGCUCUGGAAAAGGUUGAAUUCAUAACUUUUUUCGAAAACAAGAACAUGUUUAGGAAAUGAGAGAAAAAGAAAAAGAAAAACGACUCCAAAGAAAGUUGAAGCGACAAAAGUUUGAAGAGAGCCUUGCGGGGAAGAAAAAGAAAUGUGAGAUUUCUUUGAGAUUUUCAAAAAAAAUUGAUUCCAGUGGAACGUUUACAUCCCUACUAUCACGAUUAUGGUCAUACCCGUCUAUUUCUUCAUAGUAUCGUCACUUCCAAGUACUUCGACCUUGCCAUUGCUGCCGUCAUUGGUGAGUGAAUAAAGGGAAUAAAAUGCGCUUUGCUUUUUAGAAUCAAUAACACUAAAAAAACUAAGUUCAAAGUCAGUUUUCAUGAAAUCAAAGCCUUGAAAGUCACAAAAAAACUAAGUGAUUUUACUCAAAUUGUUUUUGUGAAUAAACAAAUUUUUUUACUUUUUCCAGGAAUUAACGUAAUAUCAAUGGCGAUGGAGUUCUACAUGAUGCCGAUGGGCCUGAAAUACGUCCUAAAAGCUCUCAACUACUUUUUCACCGCUGUUUUCACCCUUGAGGCCGCGAUGAAGCUGAUUGCACUCGGAUUCAAACGAUUCUUCAAAGAAAAGUGUGUUUUCCAAACUUUUCAUCAUUCAAAAAAAAUUUAGAUGGAACCGAUUGGAUAUGUUCAUCGUGAUUCUGUCCAUUGCUGGUAUCAUUUUUGAAGAAUUUGAAGCGUUGGAACUUCCCAUCAACCCGACGAUCAUCCGAGUCAUGAGGGUUUUGAGAAUCGCUCGAGGUUCAAAACGUAAAUCUAAAAAUCGAGUAUAUUGUUUUUUCAGUUCUGAAACUCCUAAAAAUGGCAAAAGGCAUCCGCUCCCUAUUGGACACCGUUGGAGAAGCUUUACCUCAAGUUGGAAACCUCGGAUCUCUAUUUUUCCUACUCUUUUUCAUUUUUGCCGCUUUAGGAGUUGAGCUCUUUGGAAAAUUGGGUAAGAAAGUAUUUACAUUAGAGAAUAAUAAUCUGAAUGACUCAGAGUGCUCUGAGGAUCACCCUUGCGACGGACUUGGCGAACACGCUCAUUUCAAGAAUUUCGGAAUGGCCUUUUUGACAUUGUUUCGGAUUGCAACGGGCGACAACUGGAAUGGAAUCAUGAAGGUUAGAAUGAACACAGGUUUUUUCUAGGUUUUUGUUUGACUUGAGGUUGAGUUUGAGGCAAAAAGACUUGUAUUUGAAAAUAAGAAUGAAGCGUUGACUGUGAAAUGAAUAUAACUCUAACCAGAAAUCCCUACUGAACUGUUUUUGAUUUUUAAAUUCCACCAAAUUUCGGUUUUUUUGCUCCUUCGCACUGAAACCAAUUUUUACAAAAAAAUUAAUAGUGAAUUUAGGAUCAUAGAGUCAAGCUGGGUGAAAUAGAAAACAAAAGAUUAGGAAUACCUUUUUGGACAUUUUCAAGCUGUAUUUUUUAGAUUUUGGUUAAAAAUUCAUAGAGCCUUGUUAUUUUGAAAUGUUCCGUAGUUAAAACGGAUACUAUCAUUGAAACCUAAAAUAUCAUUUUCCAAUUUCAGGAUGCCCUCCGAGACGACUGCGACUCUUCGGAUCACUGCGAAACCAACUGCUGCGUUGACCCGAUCCUCGCGCCCUGCUUUUUCGUCAUCUUCGUGUUGAUCUCUCAAUUCGUUUUGGUGAAUGUAGUCGUCGCUGUUUUGAUGAAACAUCUCGAGGAAAGCAACAAACGCGACGCCGACGGCGCUGAAAACACAGGUAAUUAGACUAUUCUCAACUCUUGCAUAUGAAGAUGGAACUUGUUUUUCAGCCGGUGAGUUGACAGAGAAUGAAAUUGCAAAAGUCGACGAUGAUGAGAAGGCUGAAGAUAUCGAAAAUGAAGAAAUCGAGGAGUUCCAAGAGAUUCCAGACCAUCAUGGAGGAACAAAAAGGCUCUCUAUACAAGUGAGUUUAAAUUGGACAAUUUUUCGAUCAUUCUCUAGGGACAUGAUUAUCGAAACAAUAUAAACCAAAAGUUUCAAUAAUAGUUCUUGAAAAGCUCCUUUUUCGAUAAAACUUUUAUUUUCUUGAAUUUUCUUGAACUUUUCCGAUAACAUUCUAAUUGACUACAAAAAAGAUUAUUUGGAAGCUUUCGAAAUUAUUCGAUCUUAAUGUUAAUUUUGAAUGCGCGAAAGUCGUUUUUGGUCAGACGCGCUCGCAUAAAAUUUGCACUGUAUCCAUUUCUUGUUGAGCUUUUUACCGUGCCAUUAUGAUAUUCUAUGACUUCCAGGCUAGUCUACAAUGAAAAUUCAACUUUUUAAACUUCAGAUGCUUGAACAAGAACUUAUUGAAGUUCAAAAUCGGAUGGAAGAACGAAUGCGAAGACAAAGCGAAGCUCAAUUUUCAGAGCUGAUCCCUUUGAACAACAAUGAAGGUUGGUGGAUUUAUUAGUAGUUCAUCUUUUUUUAAGAAAAAAAUAUUUUGAUAAUUUUUUUCGGAGUUUUGGUAACUCAGAUGGGAAUUUGGACUUUUGAAACACGGAAACUCGAAAAAUUAUACCUUGAAUUUUAAAAAAAGAAGCUUAUUGCAAGCUAACUGAAUAUGUAAACUCCAUAAGAAAAUCUUCUGGCCAGCAUUAUGAUUGUAAAUAGAAUAUAUUCAGGUGAUAUUGAAGACGAUGAUGAAGAUCUGAAUCAGAAUAGGAGGCAGCCGUUCCGUGGAAGAUCAAGGUGACUAUAUUUUUCCUGAAAUCUUCAUCUGAAUGAGACUUUUUCAGAACGAACAGCGCCAAAAGUGGCCGAAGCUUCAGAAGCCGGACUUCUUCCCACCACACUACUGCAUAA